Arachis stenosperma is the source of this 3486-nucleotide messenger RNA. Its product is annotated as pentatricopeptide repeat-containing protein At3g12770-like. Gene Ontology annotation, molecular function: zinc ion binding; RNA binding; protein binding. The transcript is spliced from 2 exons. Gene Ontology annotation, biological process: RNA modification. The record is from RefSeq and is a predicted model, not a curated record. The coding region runs from base 553 to 3075 and encodes 840 amino acids. NCBI's taxonomy places the organism in Eukaryota, Viridiplantae, Streptophyta, Magnoliopsida, Fabales, Fabaceae.
CACUAAUAACUAGGGGAGAGAGAAUUUGAGAAUGAGAAAGAAUGAUGAACGAUUGCUCCAUGAAGACUUGCCUCCACCAUGGUUCAUUCACGUAGAUUUUUUGGCAACACACCGAGAUGGAAGACAGCAACCUCAUGUCCAAGGGCAGCUUAGAUGAAAUAGACAAAGUCAUAGAUGUUGGCAGCAGACGGUAACCAACGGUGAAGUUGUGCCCCCUUUUCAUCCCUUUUCUGUGCUCCUAUUCUCUUCUUCCACUGUUUUGUCAGGUACUUUAAUUCACUUCUGAAAUUUCCAUCUAUCACCAGCACGCUGUAAGACAUUGGGGAAUUCGAGCUUUCACCAUAUUUGGUGACUUUCCAAUGCCAUUAUUUAAAGCACAUGCUGCCAGAUGAGGCCAAUUCCUAAUAUCCUAUAGCUAUAGUAAAGGAAAAAAAAAAACAUCCGGAAGAAGGAUAUAGUGACACACACCAAAAAGAGAAGCUUUUAUCUAAGGAUAGAAAUGGAUAAGACAAAGAACAUGAGCAGUAACCUUGCCACUCUCCUAAAUGUAUCAUGUAUAAACUGGUUGGCCAAAACACAGCUCUAGAAUUCAAUAUCGCUACCUUCUCAUAUGCAUGGUUUGUGCCUUUAUCAUAUAUUCACCUCACACAUGCAAUUGCCAAGCCCAUGAUACCCUCCAAGCUUAUUCACAAUGCUUCUCGUCAUCUUCAAUAUGCCUCAUUCAACCAAUCACCUCCUUCCAUUUUCUUCAGAUUCUCCUCAUUGUUGCAUCAAUUCUCUAACACCCUUUUCCAUGUUAAGUCCAUCCACGCUCAGAUCAUUAUCAAUGGUGUGUACAAUGAAAGCUUUCUAGUUGUAAAACUUAUCAAGGCAUACUCUGGUUUGGGUUUCUUUGGCAUUGCCCGCAAGGUGUUCGAUCAAUGUUCUCACCCGGAAACCUUUCUUUGUAAUGCCAUGAUGGCUGGGUAUUUAAGAAACCAACAGUGUAAGGAGGUUCCUAUUUUGUUUAAAAUGAUGGGGUCUUGUCAUAUAGAUAUCAACAGUUAUACUUGUAUGUUUGCUCUCAAGGCCUGCACCAGUUUGUUGGAUUUUCAGAUGGGGAUGGAAGUUGUUAGGGAUGCUGUUGCAGAGGGAUUACAUUUGCAUCCAAAUGUGGGGAGUUCGGUUAUAAAUUUCUGGGUGAAGUUUGGGAAACUUGGUGAUGCUAGAGCAGUCUUUGAUGAGAUGCCCGAAAGAGAUGUUGUUUGUUGGAACUCAAUGAUCGGGGGUUAUGUGCAGUGGCAGUGCUUUACCGAGGCGAUUCGGAUGUUCCUUGAGAUGAUUAAUUGCGGAAUAAGGCCGAGUCGUGUGACAAUGGCAAGCUUACUCAAGGUGUGUGGAGAAAGUGGACUAAGAAAAUUUGGAAGAUGUCUUCACAGUUGUGUCCUUGUGUGUGGCAUGGGCAACGAUGUGUUUGUGCUGACUUCUUUAGUUGACAUGUAUAGUAAGAUAGGUGAAACUAAUAGUGCUUCGUUGGUUUUCAAUAGUAUGUGCAGUAGAACUUUGGUUUCAUGGAAUGCUAUGAUUUCAGGAUAUGUUCAAAAUGGUAUGGUACAUGAAUCUUUUGCUCUUUUUAGCAGACUAGUUCAAAUUGGUGCUGGGUUUGAUUCAGGAACCUUAGUGAGCCUUAUUCAGGGAUGUUGUCUUACAUCUAACCUGAGAAGUGGAAAAUCCAUCCAUUCAUAUAUCAUUAGAAAAGGAUUUGAACCGAAUCUAGUUUUGUCCACUGCAAUUGUUGACAUGUAUUGUAAAUGUGGUGCCACAAAGCAGGCAGUUACUGUUUUCAGAAGAAUGGAUAUAAGGAAUGUAAUUACUUGGACUGCUUUGCUGGUAGGUUUAUCCCAAAAUGGCUAUGCAGAGGAUGCGCUGAAAUUGUUUUGUCAGAUGCAAGAAGAAAAUGUGGCUGCCAAUUCUGUGACUCUUGUUAGUCUAGUACAUUGUUGCACUCACCUAGGAUCUCUCAAGAAAGGUAGGAGCAUCCAUGCUCAUUUUAUCCGACAUGGUUACACCCCUGAUGCAAUUAAUAUAUCAGCUUUGAUAGAUAUGUAUGCCAAGUGUGGAAAAAUCCACUCAGCUAAGAAAUUAUUCAACAACGGAUUCCCUUUUAAAGAUAGUAUAUUGUGCAACUCAAUGAUUAUGGGUUAUGGAAUGCAUGGCUAUGGACAUCAAGCUCUUGGUGUCUUUGGCAGAAUGAUAGAGGAGGGAGUCAAACCAAAUCAAACUACAUUUAUUUCACUCCUAACGGCUUGCAGUCACUCAGGCCUUGUUGAAGAAGGUAAAACUUUGUUCCACAGUAUGGAAAGAGAUCAUGGCAUCAAGCCUAGUGACAAACACUAUGCUUGCCUCGUUGAUCUUCUUAGUCGAGCAGGCCAUCUCGAGGAAGCAGACACAUUGGUGAAACAAAUGCCUUUCGAACCAAGCACUGAUGUGCUUGAAGCUUUGCUCAGUGGUUGCAGAACUCAUAAGAAUAUCAAUAUGGGGAUACAAAUGGCAGAUAGAUUACUUUCUUUAAAUGAUUUAAACUCUGGAAUUUAUGUCAUGUUAUCAAACAUAUAUGCCGAAGCAAGACGAUGGGACGCAGUGAAUCACAUAAGAGGCCUCAUGAGGACAAGGGGACUGAAGAAAACACCUGCUUAUAGUUUGAUUGAAGUAGGAAAUGAACUUCACACAUUUUUUGCUGGUGAUGAUUCACAUCCUAAGUGGGAAGAUAUUCAUCAAUUGUUGGAAAACUUGAGGAUUGAGGUGGAGGCUUGUGGCUAUGUUCCUGAUACUAGUUGUGUGCUCCGUGAUGUGAAUGAGGAAAUGAAGGUUAAGUUGCUUUGGGGGCAUAGUGAGAGAUUAGCUAUUGCAUUUGGUCUUUUGAGCACACCAUAUGGAAGCUUGAUUAGGAUCACAAAAAACCUUCGUGUCUGUGUUGAUUGUCAUAAUGUUACCAAAUACAUAUCAAGAAUAGUUAAGAGGGAAAUUAUUGUAAGGGAUGCUAAUCGUUUCCAUCACUUUGUUAAUGGCCAAUGCUCCUGUAAUGAUUACUGGUGAUGAGGACAUGCUGAGAAUUAAGUUAUUUUUUACAAGAACAUCUUAUUUGAUGUCCAAAACUCAUUCCAUCAACCUUAGAUUUUAGCGCCAUUUCCACUCUUCGUUCCAAUACUCAAACCUUUCUCCUUUCUUUUCUUUUUCCCUGUCUCCCUCUCGUUUGGCUUGUGUUGUGUGCCAAUUGAAUACUAAUUUUUACAUGCUCAAAUGACAUUAUUCAAUUAGUAUUUGGUUGGGUUGUUUGAAGGUGGGGAGGACUGAUCUGAUUUGGACAUUGUAUGAGCAUAUGUUGGAAUCUGGUGUUGUGGCUGACAUUAAUGUUGAGACUGUUGGAUAGCUGGUACAGGUAUUAUGCAAGACAAGGUUUCGAAGGGAUACGAACUUCUUAGGCAUGUUCUAGGGAAUGGCAUGAGU